Molecule: messenger RNA, 4369 nt
Organism: Sebastes umbrosus (honeycomb rockfish)
Lineage: Eukaryota; Metazoa; Chordata; Actinopteri; Perciformes; Sebastidae
Gene: slc6a11b
Product: solute carrier family 6 member 11b
Exons: 15
Coding region: 322-2157 (611 amino acids)
Biological process (GO): sodium ion transmembrane transport
Cellular component (GO): membrane
Source: RefSeq, a predicted model, not a curated record
CCGCUUGCAGAGUUUGAGCGCAGUCGCAGGUUCUCCAUCGCCUGGUGCAAGAUCUACAUCUACCGUCACUCUGCCACUGUCUGGGAUCCUCCUUUAUAUAGACGGGAAACGCAACUAAACCACUUUACUCAACGCGGAUCCAGUUUGUUCUCAUUUUCCUCUUUUUGCCCCCCUCUCUCCUUUUUUUUCUCCUCCUCACCCCCCUCUGAUCAGACUUAACUAGCCUGUAUUUUGUAAAGCCAAUUGUUAGUGCGCAUCAUCGCAGGAGCCAAAAGGAGGUUUGCCACUGUUCCAUAGGAGACUGAGGGCUGCUGGAGCGUCAUGACAGCUGAGAAGAGCGGGCCCGUUAUAAACGGUAAACCAGAGGAUGGCAAAGACCCGGAAGGGUCCAGCUCCAGCGUGGACAAGGUGCAGUACAUUGAGAGGGGCCACUGGAACAACAAGAUCGAGUUUUUCCUGUCUGUGGCUGGAGAGAUCAUCGGGCUGGGCAACGUCUGGAGGUUUCCUUACCUCUGCUACAAGAAUGGAGGAGGUGCGUUCUUCGUUCCAUAUGUCAUCUUCUUCGUGUGCUGUGGUAUCCCCGUGUUUUUCCUGGAGACUGCCCUGGGUCAGUUCACCAGUGAGGGAGGCAUCACCUGCUGGAGGAAAGUCUGCCCGCUAUUUGAGGGUAUUGGCUAUGCAACGCAGGUGAUUGAAGCUCAUCUAAACGUGUACUAUGUAGUGAUCCUUGCCUGGGCCAUAUUCUACCUCUUCAACUGCUUCACCACCGAGCUGCCGUGGGCUAGCUGUGGGCACUACUGGAACACAGAUAACUGUGUCGACUACUAUGGAGAAAAUGCCACCAACAUUACAAACCCCAACGCAAGCUCUCCAGUCAUUGAGUUCUGGGAACGCCGAGUGCUGAAGAUAUCAGAUGGUAUUGAGCACAUGGGGGGAAUGCGCUGGGAGCUGGCCAUGUGUCUGGCCCUGGCCUGGUUCAUCUGCUACUUCUGCAUCUGGAAGGGACCCAAGUCAACCGGCAAGGUUGUGUAUGUGACGGCUACAUUUCCUUACGUCAUGUUGUUGGUCCUGCUGGUUAGAGGAGUGACGCUGCCAGGAGCAUACGAAGGCAUCAAGUUCUACCUCUACCCGGACAUUUCACGUCUCUCUGACCCUCAGGUGUGGGUGGAUGCUGGAACCCAAAUCUUCUUCUCCUAUGCCAUCUGCUUGGGCUGUCUCACUGCUCUGGGAAGCUACAACGCCUACAACAAUAACUGCUACAGGGACUGCCUCAUGCUAUGUUGUCUGAACAGCGGCACCAGCUUCGUAGCAGGUUUUGCUAUCUUCUCUGUGCUGGGCUUCAUGGCCUUCGAACAAGGUGUUCCCAUCGAGGCCGUGGCAGAAUCUGGUCCUGGUCUUGCAUUCAUUGCAUACCCCAAGGCUGUCACUAUGAUGCCUCUGUCUCCACUUUGGGCCGGCCUCUUCUUCUUGAUGCUCAUCUUCCUCGGUCUGGACAGUCAGUUUGUGUGUGUGGAGAGUUUAGUGACAGCUGUGGUGGAUAUGUACCCAGAGACCUUCAGGAGAGGAAACCGCAGAGAGCUGCUGAUUCUGGGCAUGUCUAUAGUCUCCUUCUUCAUAGGGCUCAUCAUGUGUACAGAGGGAGGGAUGUACGUCUUCCAGCUGUUUGACUCGUACGCUGCCAGCGGGAUGUGUUUGCUGUUUGUGGCCAUAUUUGAGUCCAUAUGUAUCGGCUGGGUGUACGGUAGUGACAGAUUCUACUCAAAUAUUGAGGACAUGAUUGGCUACAAACCUGUCUUCUUCAUCAAAUGGUGCUGGAUGAUCCUGACCCCGGGCAUCUGUGCUGCAAUUUUCCUGUUCUUCCUGAUUAAAUACAAGCCGCUGAAGUACAACAAUGUGUACACCUACCCUGACUGGGGCUACGGCAUCGGCUGGUUCAUGGCCACGUCCUCGAUGGUCUGCAUCCCUCUGGGGAUGGUCUGGAUGAUCUGGAAGACUCCCGGCACCUUCUCUGAGAGAAUAAAGAAGUUGACGACUCCCAGUCCAGACCUGAAAAUGAGAGGGAAGCUCGCCGCCCUCAGUCCUUACGCGGCCAACGAUGCAAAACUUAAGGUUGAUGGGAAAAUAUCCACCAUCUCAGAGAAGGAGACGCAUUUCUAACUAACCGCCUGACCGACCAACCAAGCUGCUUGCCGUCUUCACAAUAAGCCCAACAAAUGAAAACUACAGCAAACAACAACAACAACAUUAUCCACCACUACACAAAACAGGAAAUGAAAAAAAAUACUCAGAGUGUUAUUUUUGUUUUGUAAAAAAAAAAGGAGAAAAAAAAGGAAACGCUAUCACACGAUUCGUAGUCUGCUUCUGUUUUGCACAAACUUUGAUAACACAUUUGCUGUGUUUUUUUUUCAGUUAACAUCGUGACUAAAGCAGUUGUUUCUUUCUUUUCUAACCAUUAAUAUUUUAAAAAUCUCUUUGAUGACUUAUGGUUAAAACUUGUCCUGGUACCUUGUCAGUACUGGUCACACUAGUGUCUGGGCCUGUAGAACAAUACCAAUGUGCUGUGUUGUAAAAGACUUACACUGUACAUUUAUUGGCAAAGUGCUGUGCCUCUCUAUUCGGUACUAGGUACCCAAAUGUGACUAAGAUGUAGCAGCUUGGGGACUAUUCUACAUAGUAGUGUGUAUUAAGAGGAUACUGCAGUAUGUGUUCGUACUGAGGCUAUAGGAGGGCAAACCCUGAAUACCCCUUUGACUUGUAUAUAAAGAGUUUUGCCAUCGAAAUUUUGGACGUUGACGUCAGGCCCUUUUAUUUAUUUGAAUUCAAUUUUGUUGCUAAGCAACAUGAGCAAAAACUCUGCUUACUGGAUGCAAUUUAAUAAUAUUAUUAGGCUAUUGAUCAUCACUUUAGGAUUUAUUAGGUCCUUGAGGGCUUUGCUGAUUUCCAUGGCACCGCUCUAUCUACAUAGGCGUCUCUGCUCGGGAGGUUUGCAGCAAUAAUGAAGGGCAAACAAAUAGUAAAACCUGUGAAACCGUUCCCCUUUUAGGGAAUCUUUCACUUUGCAUCUCUUGUUUUGAGCCACAAAUCUUCACAUGGCUACAAAUAGCAAGUGACUCGCAGGCUGAGUCUCAAAAGUCUCCCUCCUCUAGCUGCCCUCCUAUAAGUCGUGGGUAUCUGUCAUUUCACAGCAAUUAUGCUGAGCCUAACACAGAGUGACAGACAGACGUGCUUCCACCCCUGCAUUUUUAUUUCCUGUUCCGCCUGUAAAAGAGAAGAUGCACGCCCAUCAGAUGGAGCAUUUCAAAACCCAUCUGUCUUCUUAUCCCCCUUUCCCCUUGUCCCCUUCCCUCUUUUCUCCCGCUGUCCUUCCUUCUCAUCCUCAACCUCUGCUUGUCCGCCUCUCUCAAUGUUUUUCCCCUUCUGUCUUUGGCUCGUCUUCAUCAUCACGUGGAGGGCUUGAGCAAUGACACGCGCCUUGUAUGAAACUGUGAUGCUGUUGAAUGCUUUGUAUUUCAUCGUAGACUUAAGCAUCAGCGAUCGUCGAUUAGUGUUUCUGUGACCAUCUUCUAAUUUUGCUGUCUGAGCCGCUAUAGGGGUGAAAGCACAGUCUGUUCCUGUCAUCCAUUUAAUUGUGGUAAGAGUCGAUGAGCUGGUCUCAUUGUUGAGAUCAAUCUCAGUCCAUUACAGCCUCGUCCAAUCAGCACUCAAACUUGUCCUCCCUUCCUUGCUUUGUCCGACUCUCUCACCUCCCCGUCCUUUCUUCCCUCUGUCCUUUGUUUCCUGAUGAAAAUGCAAUCAGAGGAGAGCAUCUGAGGGGAUGAAACUCAAAUUUCUCUCUUUACAGCUUUUCAGGAGGAGGCAAAGAAAGCAGGGAAAGAAAUUAGGAAUCGAUGAGCUGAGGAAGUGUGUGAUCGAGUAUGUAACGAGGGAAAUUGAGGAAGUGUUUAGUGACUGAAGCCCCUCCUGUCUAAGCUGUGACAUCCUCUUAAACACGCGAUUGGUCCCGCUGGUGUGGUUGCAUUGUGACAUUAUCGCCUCCUCACUGAUGUUUGUGCAAGUUAAUAGUUGUGUGCAUUGGAAAUUAUAGCCUGCUGUUUAACACUGAUCAUGUUGAUGUAUAUUUUUACAUCUCUUUCUAGAAAUCUGUGGUCUAUUUCUUGACAUGAAAGAUGUUUUAAAAGAAUUGCUGUAUUAAAAAAAGAAUACGACCUUUAUUUUGACUUUUGAUAUGUCGCUCAAAAGAUCUUGUUAUAGAAAUAUAAUGAAAGGUGUUUUACUGUUCUGUACUGUUCUACACAAAUUUUGGUAUUCACAGGACACAUGAACUGUCUGCUUACUCAUUUUUAAGAAUAAAUAUUAUAAAGGAAAUGGA